Mesorhabditis spiculigera is the source of this 1224-nucleotide messenger RNA. The record is from the annotation of a GenBank genome assembly. Lineage: Eukaryota; Metazoa; Nematoda; Chromadorea; Rhabditida; Rhabditidae.
AUGGUGCCGGUCAACUCCCCGCCUACUCUGCGCUCUGCUCGCCGAAAGAGAUCGAUCGCCACAUCGCCGAUCGCUUUCCCGUCGACCCAGCCACCCAAUAGCAAGAAACCGAGGAGCUGGGAGAAGCCCUCCGAUACGCUCGUCUCCUUCCAACAGUUCCAACGGAUGCCCGCUGAUGUGUGGCUGUUGGUGAUGAACCUCCUCAGCCCGGUCGACCUCAUCAACCUGGCCCAUUCACACUCCUUCUUCAAGGGGCAUAUCACCCGCUCGCCGAAACGUUGGGGCACGGUGAAGGAGGUCACGGCUAACCGUCGCUACUCGGCCGUAAAGAUCGACGCCAAGGUGUACAUGAUCACGACAUGCGCGGGGAGUUGGGACUGCGCGAUCAGCUACAUUCUGGCUUACGGCAACGAGUACGAGUAUGAGUAUGCACAUGACCAAUACGAUUUCAUCACCUACGAGGGCCGCUGCCAGCACAUCCGGCCGAAGGCGGAUCGCGACGGGCCGUCGAAGGAAGAUUUGUAUACAUUGAUCAACAAUGCCACCUUUGACGAGUACGGGUUCGGCCCCGGCUGGAAGCUGCCGGCCCCCGAGGAGUACACGGAAGUCCCGAAGUUCCGCACUCACAUGGCCUUGCUUGACAUCAACGGCCCGAAGGAGAACAUUUGCAAAGAGAUCGCUCCUUUUGGUCCCAGCUCCAUUGCUGUCCACGUCGAUCCCCGCGGGACUCCCGGCGAGCUGCGCACCGUCGUCCUCAACGUCACCACGGCCUUCCCGGACCUUAAAUUUCUCUGGGUACACGUCGGCCGUGAGAUUGGCGAGUUGUCGAUGCUGCUCGAGGCCAAGGCGCCGUCCAUCGUUGCCCUCUGCUGGGUGAACGAGAAGAAAGUUGAUGAUGACGGGCUGCGUAGCUGGUUCCUCCCGGACGUGCCGAUCCCGGCCCUCGCCGCAGAGCUGGUCAGCACCCUGGAGCCAACACUUUCCACCUUGAUCCAGCGCCUCUCCCACAAGCGCCACUUUGACGCAUGCGUCAAGGAGUUUCACGACCAGAUGCCGUACCGCUCGAUUCCGAAGCACGAGCUGGCCCUCCACUAUUUCUUGGCCACAUCGGAGUCGGAUCGAACUCGUUUUCUGUUGGCUCCCGAAUUCGGCCGGCAGCUUGGGCAGUAUGAAAUGGACCCCGUGAUGGAAUACUACUGGAAGCAUCACUACGCCAAUUACCGC